Molecule: messenger RNA, 2726 nt
Organism: Neoarius graeffei (lesser salmon catfish)
Lineage: Eukaryota; Metazoa; Chordata; Actinopteri; Siluriformes; Ariidae
Gene: slc25a46
Product: solute carrier family 25 member 46
Exons: 8
Coding region: 186-1421 (411 amino acids)
Biological process (GO): mitochondrial membrane fission; axon development; mitochondrial fission
Cellular component (GO): mitochondrial outer membrane
Source: RefSeq, a predicted model, not a curated record
GUCAAAGGUUGCAGUUCAGCUAGCUAGCUAGCUAAAUCCUGAGCUCCAGUUGUUUUGACAGAGAAGCUCUGUUGUUAUCUGGGGAAGAGCGGCAGACGACUUGCACUUUCGAAAUGUGUCGUUUGCAGAUUUGUUAAACUUUUUUCUUUAUUUCCGGUCACACUUUACACCGUUCCCACAUAAACAUGACUUCCCGACGGCCAGACAGCUUCGACGGGUUGGGUUACAGGGGCAGGGAGGAGCCGUCAUACGGCGGAGGCUAUUCGGGAAGGUCGUUUAACAGUUCAUCCAGCACUGACAUGCAGCACUGGGUCACCACGCCUCCGGACAUUCCCGGCAGCAGAAACCUGCACUUUGGUGACAGCACGCCGCAGUUUGAAGCGCCUCCUGCAGCCCCCGGGGCCGGAGACGAGUCUCAGUCAGCCGUUCCAUCAUCCGAUCAGUUGAACAGAUUUGCUGGAUUUGGGAUUGGUCUUGCAAGCCUCUUUACAGAAAACGUUCUAGCCCACCCAUGUAUCGUGUUUCGGCGGCAGUGCCAGGUGAAUUACCAUGCCAGAUGUUACCACCUGUCACCUUUAACAGCUCUUACCGUGAUGUACAACAUCUCCAAAACCCAGGGUCCAAAGGCUUUAUGGAAGGGGAUGGGGAGCACAUUUGUGGUCCAGGGAGUGACGCUCGGGACAGAGGGCAUCAUCAGCGAGUGCACACCGCUACCAAGGCAACUGUCACACAGGUGGAAUCCCAAACAAAUCGCAGCCCACUUUAUCCUGAAAGGUUUAACACAUGUGGUUGCAUUGCCAUUUUACUCAGCAAGCCUCAUUGAAACUGUCCAGAGUGAGAUCAUUCGGGACAACCCGGGCAUCCUGGACUGCAUCAAGGAAGGUGUGGGGCGUGUCUUGGGUCUGGGUGUGCCCCACAGUAAACGCCUCCUUCCCCUCUGGGCGCUGGUGUUCCCUACUGUCCUCCACGGCAUCCUACAUUAUAUCGUAAGCUCGAGUGUUCAGAAGCUGGUGCUGUACGUGCUGCGUCGCCGUGGCAACACCAUCACGUCACCCAAACGCACCGACUUCGGCAAUGAGCCGGUCCAGAACAUGCUGGAAGCUUAUUUCCCAGAGCUGAUCGCUAGCUUCGUGGCCAACCUGUGUGCUGAUGUGCUGGUAUUUCCUCUGGAGACGGUGCUGCACCGGUUGCACGUUCAGGGAACUCGCACCAUCAUUGAUAACACUGACCUGGGCUUCGAAGUGCUUCCCAUUAACACUCAGUACGAGGGGAUGAGGGACUGCAUCAACGCAAUCCGACGCGACGAGGGUCCGCUGGGCUUCUACAAGGGCUUCGGGUCCAUCGUGAUCCAGUACUCGCUACACGCAACAGUGCUGCAGAUCACCAAGAUGAUUUAUUCAACUUUACUGCAAAAUGCCUGAGGGGAAAAUCUAAAACCGGUCGUUCACGGGUCCUUUCUUCUCACCGCGUUAUUACUUCAGGAAGAACUUGCAUGCAAGUUUGAUGCAUCACCACUUGUAAUGUUGUAAUAAGGCUGCUUUCACACUUCUUUUUUCGACAGAAAGACUGCCUGUCGCGUCCGUUUGUGCUGAAAUAAACCGUUCAAGUGAUGCACAUGCUGUAACCUGAACAACACACACACAGAUCAGCCAGCUUAUCGAUAUAGACUGUCGUAAAGAUAAAAUGUGAUGAAGUUGUAAAUCAUAAGCCUCCUUACAUUCUCUCACGAACCCUACGUUCACGCUAGCAAUGACGAAGUGACGGGCGGCUGUCACACCGUGCUGCGAAUUCAUUGACAGCUGCAGUUUAAGUGACCUUUAAACGGAGAUUUUCUCAUUUCUAUGCAAAUUACUUGGUUUGAUGCACAAAAAUGAAAAAUAAGCAUGGUUUUGAAGAAAAUUAAAGCUUAGUAGAGAUCAUUCUUGCCUCUUGCGAGUCUAGAUAUGCAAAUAAUUACACUACAGUUUUGCUAAUCUGUCAAUGAACCUACAAAGUACAAAGUCACAUAACAUGUAAACCAAACCACAGAUUAUAGUGCUUUAUUUAUUUUGUGUUUUAUCAAAUUCGAGGCUAUGCAGCAGCUAACAAUCUCAUCAGAACUCAACAAGCGCCAGCACACACCCACAAAAGACAAACUCCACCCAAAACAUGUCUCUUGCUAGUGUGAACGUAACGUAAGAACGUUAUCAUCGCUCACCCUCCCCUCGCCCCAUGAGCUGCAUCCUGAUUGGUUUGUGCGUCCACUAUGAUGGAGGGGGGAAAAAAACCUAAGAGGCAGCAGUGCUUUUUAAUCCUCCUCUUCUGUUUACGUCAAAAUUACCCUGAAGCACAAUUGGAUGACUAAAUGAACCACUUUUCCAACCUGAAACCUGACGUGAUUGAUUGAUUGAUUGAUUGAUUGGUAGAUAGUAGUAAGAGUAAGACGUUCAGUCUAAUAGACAAUACAAAAAGUUUCCAAGAUGUUUCUGACACAAGUCCGACAACAGAGAUUAGAGAUUCUGAUCAAGUCAUUUUGCUCUCAGGGUAAAAAGUGGAAAAAUGCGUGGAUAAGAUGGUAAAUGUUGCUACUAAGGGAGAGCCCCAAAUGUGUGAUUGCCUGUUUCCAUCAAUGCCAUUGUUUCCAUCAGACUGUUAAUAAAAACGAACUUAAAGUGCCAUUCCACCAUUGGAUGUAUUUUUUGGCAUAAAAUACAAUAUAUUUUAUGACAACAUGACGAGACAGAGAA